Molecule: messenger RNA, 2472 nt
Organism: Asterias rubens (European starfish)
Lineage: Eukaryota; Metazoa; Echinodermata; Asteroidea; Forcipulatida; Asteriidae
Product: BRCA2 and CDKN1A-interacting protein-like
Exons: 7
Coding region: 1-942 (313 amino acids)
Cellular component (GO): nucleus
Source: RefSeq, a predicted model, not a curated record
AUGGCGACUUACGGUAAAAAGCGACGUGUUGAGGAGAAUCUAGACGUAGAAGGUCCACCAAAUAAAGACAAAGACAAUGAUUCGAGUCCAGAUGAAGACGAAGAGGGAUAUGAUGACGAUUCACCACAUGAAGAAUUUAAUGAGGAAAUCCAAGUUGAGUUCGAAGCUUUGCCACCGCAGGAGGACGACUUCCAUGGAAUCAAGAGAUUACUGCUGCAGCUUUUCUUGAAGAGCCAAGUUAAUUUAUCGGAGAUGACCAACUUGGUUUUGUCACAGAAUCAUGUUGGAAGCGUUCUCAAGCAAAGUGCGGAUCAGUUGGCUGAGGAGAGUGAUUCCAGUGAAGAUGAUGACAACAUCUAUGGCUUCAUCUCAGUCAUCAACAUCUCAGACAAAAGGGAUGAAAAUUGCAUCAAAAGUGUACGGAGUCUUCUGGAUGAGAGAUGUUCAAAAUGUGGAUCAGCCGCAGAGAGGGAGGAGUUACUUCGGAUCAUUGAUGACCCCAAGCACAGCGUAGGCCUCCUUCUUAACGAGAGGUUUAUUAAUAUUCCGCCUCAGCUAGCCCCGCCUCUUCACAAAAGCCUGCAAAAAGACCUUGAGUUAGCAUCAAGAAAGAACCCCAAGUUCAAACUUGACUACUUCCUGCUCAUCUGCAAGAGUUAUAGGGAGAACAGCUUGCCCACAAAGAGCAAGAAGAAGAAGAAGAAAGGGGCCCAGCAACAGAUGCAGAGUGAACUGAUGUUCACUAAUGCAGAAGAUGAAUACUUUCUUAAGGCUGCUGUACUAUCGUUCAACUACCCAGUCUCUGAGGAGAGUGACACUGCUUUAGCUGGUACCUGGUCUUUUGACGACACAGAACUAAAAACAUACAGGACUGUUAUGGUCAUACCUGCAUCUCACAUCUCAGAUGUUCUGUCACAAAUAGAAGAGAAUCUUACAGUCUGAAAAGCCCUGACAAAAAGGCCUGACAAACAGCUUAACAGAGAUCUCAAGAUUGGACUUUUAGUACUACAAGAGUUUUUCAAAUCUUUGUGUCGGUUGUGAAGUCCUUCAUCUGAAAUUGUGUGGAAAUCAACGACGGAACCUGGUUUUUUGAAGUUCAGUUGCCUUCAUUCAUAGAGUUAAUCCACAUGAAGUUUCUUAAUGCACAAAUCGAAAAUUAAAGAUUACUUUUGGAAAAGCCUGCAUUCAGACUUGUGCAUAGUUUUUAAAAUGUAAUUUUGUUGUUACGGAAAUACAGGCCUGAUACUUCAUUGCCUUGGUGCCCUUUAAAAUGUUGGUGCCCCAACUUUUUCCGCACUUGAAUGAGGACGCUACAAGAGCACCACGAAUUUAAAAGACAUUUCUUUGAGGUCAGUUACUGACUUAAUCUCUGUAAUAGGACUAUUUGUUAAGAGCAAACAGUUAGGCAAAUUUCUAUCAGAACAAUCAUUUGGUAUUAAGACUUGAUUCGGGGACAAACAGUGAUCGUCUCUAGUGUUGCUUCAGUGAAGUAUCAGGCCAAGAUUCUAUAAUGAACAUGUAGUCAACUUGUUUAAGGUGUAUAACUGACAAUUUAUAAAUAAAUAAAAACAUACAUAAAGUAAAGUUAUUUUGUUCAGUGCCAUCUCUAUUUGGUUUAAUUCUACAAAGCUCAGUUUUAAUAUAAGGGAAAAACCAUAUUUACACAGUAUUGAAAGGUGGCCAUAACAGACCAUUGAAUUAGUAGCCAACCUGGGUACAAAAGCAUGGGGGUGUAUAUAUUCACCCAUCAGUCGCCCAACUGGCUACCUCAUUAGGGAUAGGGUUACCUGCCAAGGGGCAAUUUCGUACAGCUGCACUGGUUACCUGCCAAUGGGCAAUUUCGUACAGCUGCACUGGUUACCUGCCAAUGGGCAAUUUCGUACAGCUGCACUGGUUACCGGCCAAAUAACUAUGUGAUGUAUUUAUCACUUCUGAUUGGUGUCAAAUUAUGUCUAUGAAAUGUAUUUUGAUGAGCAAUUGGUUUUGUGAAGUGGAUCAGUGAAAUGUUGCCAUAAAAUUUGUUACAUGAACCAUUAUCAUAAUGCAAACCACAAUAAAUAUAUUUGAAACACUUGUUUUCAGCUGAGGCUUAUGCUUGGGCUCUAUCUGACUGUUUUAAGUCCCAUUUGAAGCCAUAGCCAAAGUUGUGAUUUCUAAAAAGGUGCCAAUAAGAAUGAACAGUCGACGUUAAUUUUAAACUUGUAAAUUUUGCAACAAUAAUAAAUAGUAUUACAUGUACUUGGUUUUAACCCUAUUUUAACUGCCUCUGGAUAGCUCGGUGAUCUAGUGAUACAAGAUAUCUGCUCUUAAAUGACAAUGGCUGUGGGUUCGAAUCCCACCCAAGCUAUAUUGCCUGUGGAUGUUGUUUCCACAGAACUCUGGAAAGUACCGGGUAUACAGGGCUUAAUACAAAUUGGUGUAAGGGUAAAAAACACCUAAAUAUUCAAUAGGCAUUUGAGAUAUAGAAGCCCG